Molecule: messenger RNA, 1073 nt
Organism: Molossus molossus (Pallas's mastiff bat)
Lineage: Eukaryota; Metazoa; Chordata; Mammalia; Chiroptera; Molossidae
Gene: GPR17
Product: G protein-coupled receptor 17
Exons: 1
Coding region: 27-1046 (339 amino acids)
Biological process (GO): positive regulation of Rho protein signal transduction; phospholipase C-activating G protein-coupled receptor signaling pathway
Cellular component (GO): membrane
Molecular function (GO): G protein-coupled receptor activity
Source: RefSeq, a predicted model, not a curated record
CUCCGGGCUCCGCCGCCAGCAGAAGCAUGAAGGGCCUCGGGGCAGCCUCCCCGGAUGUGGCCACCAACUCUUCCCUGGCGGCUGCAGAUGAGUGUGGCCAGGAGUCGUGGCUGGAGAACGUCCUCUUCGCCUCCUUCUACCUCCUGAACUUCCUCCUGGCUUUUGUCGGCAAUGCCCUGGCCCUGUGGCUUUUCCUCAGGGACCACAGGUCAGGGACGCCUGCCAAUGUGUUUCUGAUGCACCUGGCCGUGGCCGACCUGGCCUGCGUGCUGGUCCUGCCCACGCGCCUCGUCUACCACUUCUCGGGGAACCACUGGCCGUUUGGGGAAAUCCCCUGCCGCCUCACCGGCUUCCUCUUCUACCUGAACAUGUACGCCAGCAUCUACUUCCUGUCCUGCAUCAGUGCUGACCGCUUCCUGGCCAUCGUGCACCCCGUCAAGUCCCUCAAGCUCCGCAGGCCCCUCUACGCACACUUGGCCUGCGCCUUCCUCUGGGUGGUGGUGGCCGUGGCCAUGGCCCCGCUGCUGGUGAGCCCACAGACCGUGCAGACCAACCACACCGUGGUCUGCCUGCAGCUGUACCGGGAGAAGGCCUCCCCCAAUGCCCUGGUGUCUCUGGCCGUGGCCUUCACCUUGCCGUUCGUCACCACGGUCACCUGCUACCUGCUGAUCAUCCACAGCCUGCGGCAGGGCCCCCGCGCGGAGAAGCGCCUCAAGAACAAGGCGGUGCGCAUGAUCGCCGUGGUGCUGGCCAUCUUCCUGGUCUGCUUCGUGCCCUACCACGUGCACCGCUUCGUCUACGUGAUGCGCUACCGCGGCGGAGGCAUCUCCUGCGCCGCCCAGCGCGCCCUGGCCCUGGGGAACCGCAUCACCUCCUGCCUCACCAGCCUCAACGGGGCGCUCGACCCCAUCAUGUACUUCUUUGUGGCUGAGAAGUUCCGCAACAUCCUGUGCAGCCUGCUCUGUGGGCACAGGCCCUCAGGCCCGCCGCCCAGCUUCGAAGGAAAAACCAACGAGAGCUCCAUGAGUGCCAGGUCGGAGCUGUGAGCAGACACGCGCACAUGCGUGCACUCU